Molecule: messenger RNA, 375 nt
Organism: Phragmites australis (common reed)
Lineage: Eukaryota; Viridiplantae; Streptophyta; Magnoliopsida; Poales; Poaceae
Exons: 2
Coding region: 1-375 (124 amino acids)
Source: RefSeq, a predicted model, not a curated record
AUGCCCCUUGGCCAAAUAGAGUUGCCGAUCACGUUCGGCAAGCCAGAUAAUUUCUGCAUAGAGAAGCUAACCUUUGAUGAUGCGGACUUCGACAUAGUGUAUAAUGUGAUCCUAGGCCGCUCAAUUCUAGACAGGUUCAUGGUCAUAGUGCAAUAUGCAUACCAGGCGUUCAAGAUCCCAGGCCCUAAAGAGAGGCGUGGAGUCCAAGCUUCAGAAGCAUCAAGUCGCCACGCCAAGGUCAAGGACUCCAAGCUCGUGAGACUCAUGGAUGCCUCCAAGUCUGACGACACCGCCAAGGGUGAUACCAACGAUGGUGCCAAGGACAAAAAGGUUGGUAGUGGCAUCAAGGCAGUGCCCCUCGACCAUAUGAACUAG